Molecule: messenger RNA, 178 nt
Organism: Pelobates cultripes (western spadefoot toad)
Lineage: Eukaryota; Metazoa; Chordata; Amphibia; Anura; Pelobatidae
Source: the annotation of a GenBank genome assembly
ACUGCACAAGACUCAAAUAGCCAGCGAGAGAGACAGCACCACACUAGGACGAACUGGAAGGCAAUCCAUGACACUCAGUCCCUCAGACAUAUUACAAGACACACUACAAGAUGCAGAACCACAUAGCCCUGAUGCCCAUCACCGACAACACAGACACAAUGGCACCCACAGAGAAUAA